Messenger RNA from Suncus etruscus (white-toothed pygmy shrew), 1273 nucleotides. It is a transcript of the gene PDCD10, whose product is annotated as programmed cell death 10. The transcript has 8 exons. The record is from RefSeq and is a predicted model, not a curated record. Gene Ontology annotation, cellular component: FAR/SIP/STRIPAK complex; Golgi apparatus. The coding region runs from base 234 to 872 and encodes 212 amino acids. Gene Ontology annotation, biological process: positive regulation of MAP kinase activity; regulation of Golgi organization. Lineage: Eukaryota; Metazoa; Chordata; Mammalia; Eulipotyphla; Soricidae. Gene Ontology annotation, molecular function: protein kinase binding.
GCAGGAUUCCGGACAACGCCUGGUUCCUCUCGGUUCCUUCCGGCGUCGCCGGAGUGAAUUGAUCCGGGAGUUGAAGAGGGCUCCAAAGGUGGGAAGUGAAGUCAAGUGCUCAGUGGCCGGUCAGUAUAUGUCUUUUGUCCAACAUUUUGUCACCAAAAAGAGACGAAAUACUGUAGUGAAUGAAGAUUACUCUACAUUUUAGUACUACUUUUUCUACUGUAGUUGGCUUUUGAAUGAGGAUGACAAUGGAAGAGAUGAAGAAUGAAGCUGAGACCACUUCCAUGGUUUCUAUGCCUCUCUACGCAGUCAUGUAUCCUGUAUUUAAUGAGCUAGAACGAGUAAAUCUAUCUGCAGCUCAGACACUGAGAGCAGCUUUUAUUAAGGCUGAAAAAGAAAACCCAGGACUCACCCAGGACAUCAUUAUAAAAAUUUUAGAGAAAAAAUGUGUAGAAGUUAAUUUCACAGAAUCUCUUCUUCGAAUGGCAGCUGAUGAUGUAGAAGAGUAUAUGAUUGAACGACCAGAGUCAGAAUUCCAGGACCUAAAUGAAAAAGCACGAGCACUUAAACAAAUUCUCAGUAAGAUUCCAGAUGAAAUCAAUGACAGAGUGAGAUUCCUGCAGACAAUCAAGGAUAUAGCUAGUGCAAUAAAAGAACUUCUUGAUACAGUGAAUAACGUCUUUAAGAAAUAUCAAUACCAGAACCGCAGGGCACUUGAACAUCAAAAGAAAGAAUUUGUAAAGUACUCUAAAAGUUUCAGUGAUACUCUGAAAACCUAUUUUAAAGAUGGCAAGGCAAUAAAUGUGUUCAUAAGUGCCAACCGACUAAUUCAUCAAACCAACUUGAUACUUCAGACCUUCAAAACUGUGGCCUGAGAGUUGUAUAUGUUAAGAGAUGUACUUCUCAGUGGCAGUAUUGAACUGCCUUUAUCUGUAAAUUUAAAGUUUGACUGUAUAAAUUAUCAGUCCCUCCUGAAGGGAUCUAAUCCAGGAUGUUGAACGGGAUUAUUGCCAUCUUACACCAUAUUUUUGUAAAAUGUAGCUUAAUCAUAAUCUCACACUGAAGAUUUUGCAUCACUUUUGCUAUUAUCAUUCUUUUAAGAAUUAUAAGCCAAAAGAAUUUACGCCUUAAUGUGUCAUUAUAUAACAUUCCUUAAAAGAAUUGUAAAUAUUGGUGUUUGUUUCUGACAUUUUAACUUGAAAGCGAUAUGCUGCAAGAUAAUGUAUUUAACAAUAUUUGGUGGCAAAUAUUCAAUAAAUAGUUUACAUCUGUUUAA